AUUUCAGAUAAUAUGUGUGUUAUUAUCUCCAGAGGACCUGCUUGUCAGUAGGACGGGCACGUUUUAUAGGUAUAUAUUUAACUAUCCUGUCAGUGUCAGUAUAUAGCCGGGGUCGACAAUACGUCACCUCAUUUUACCUGAUCAACGCCAAGGUGGAGACCCGACUUAUUCGGGGUUGGCAACCGGGAAGGACAGCUUGCUUCAGGUUAGCUCUUUACAUUUGGCACACUAAAUUUUUUUUUUCUUAAUAUUUUUUUUUUCCUAUGCGUUCUCCUUUCCUUCUGGAGAACCCGACAAUUGUAGCUGUUCGUCUGUCGAGACGGCCCUGCGUCGCCUGGCCGACCUGUCAACCCGAGCAGCGCUUUGAGCACAAAGCUAAUGUGCAGUGUAACCCUUGCAGACGCAAACGAAGCCAAGAAGAGCGGGUUGUAUGCAUCCUUCUCGCUCGCACCUAGCUUUAUUUGAGCAUGAAACUACUACUGCUAGGUCAAACUGGUGCCGAAGGUGUCCUGCUACCUUGGUGUAGAUUUUCUCCCUUGAAGAUACCCCGGGGUCGCAACAUGCGCACUCCAAACUUCCGCUACACGCGCGCUCAGCUGAUACACGGUUCAAAAGAGGCAAAGGCCGGCUAACACACACACGCAUGAGAUACUAGGAGGGGGAUCAUGGGGAAGAAUAAACUUUGGAACAGAAAUGUCGGAUGUGGAGUUUGUGUGCCAAAACGGAUUUGAGAGGACAGUUGCAGCCAUACUUCUUAUGCAAAAGUUGUGAGCGUUGCCGAGGGUGUGACUCGAUCGUUCGCCAAACAUGGAUUUCGUAACGGAAGCAGACGAUUUGGAAAAGUUUUCGCCAAGCUCAGAUCGGCGCCCUUUCGAAGUGAUCUUGAGAGGCGGCAACCCAUGGGGCUUCACCUUGUCGGGUGGAGAGACAGAAGAUACUCCUCUGCAUAUUUCCCAGAUAGACGACAAAAGCUCGGCUGGCAACUCGGCAUUGUGUGUCGGUGACAUCGUGUUUAGCAUAAAUGGCAUUUCUUGCGGGUCUUCUGCCGCCGCCAAGCAGCUCAUCGACAGCGCCUUUCGCACACUCACCCUUAAAGUGCUCAGAGGUGGCUGGGAUCCUCACCGCGUGCCACUUAGCCAGACCAGCUCCCUGACUUCUGCACCCGAGCGAGGGGCACAGCGCGCUGACGGACGCCCCAAGAGCCGCUUAGCGCACGAUGACAGCGCACUGUACGCACACUCAAAGGCCAGCCAACAGUCGCGUCCAGCCAUGAAGCCAGCCAGGCGUCGUGGAGACAGUUUUCAUGUAAGCAAGACCAAACCUGUACCCAGUUCUGCUUCCUCGGCCCCAACAUGGAUCUCCAACAAUGAUCAGCCAGCCCCUGGGCUUGCUCCUCGUUCUAGUUACCCAGAUGCCUUUGUGCAUCAGAGACAGCUGACAGUGAAAGAUCGUCGAUAUUCUGAUGCUUACCCAAAACUCCAGCAGAGAAGUGAACGACAUAUGGUGCCCUCAAAGUCUUCUCCUAAUCUUAAGAAAGCUGAAAGUCAGGGAUCACUGGAACAGGAGAGGGAAACUGCCUUGUCGCCAUCAGUCAAGUCAGUCAAAUCCAGCCCAAAUAUUCCCGAAGAAGUAGAGAAGGAAAGCUGGAGCUAUUUGGGAAGAUCACCUUUGCGAGAGGAGCAGAUCCUGACUAGAUCUGCUGGUGACUAUGGGUGGGGCGGAUUUAACAGCUGUGAUGAUCCUAAAAUCAGAGACAAGAUUUACUCUGAGGAUAUGUACACUUCUGACAUGAUAGCAGGCAAUGAAGCAAAAGUUUUGCCUUCACAAGCAUUACACAAGUAUGAAGCAGACUAUGAAAAUGUUGCAUUGUUAGGAACUGCUCCUUUGCAGAGUGAGAAAAUCUCAGAAAUAGAUGACAUUGAGGAUGCCUCUGACAGUGAAGCUCCUGAGGUACCACCCAGGCCUUCUUAUGUAGAUUCUGAAAAUCCAGACUCCUUUCCACCAGCACCUCCAGUUCGUGAUCCAUCUAGUCUAAAGUACAUCCGUGUGAACCAGAACCACGAAAAGUACCCCUCAUGGCCUGUGACACAGCCUAAUGCAGUAUCAAACCAUUCACAGCCCAUAAACACUCGUGCGCAAUCAUGGACUGACCAUACAAAUACAGGCAAAGAAUUUCCUAGCAAGCAGCGCCUAGCCUACACACCAGGCCUUCGGCCAUUACCAGAGAAGAGCCCAUCUACUUCUGAGAGUAAGGGAGAUGACUCCUCGGGAAAAGCACGCAACAGCAGUGACCCUGGCUUCAAAAGUGAAUUUGUGUAUGAUAAGUAUGGGCGUGUUGUGCAGAGGAAAAAAGCAGACAAAUCUGGACGAUUUGAAGAAUUUUAUCACAACUCCAAACCUGGUUAUCCACCACCAAAGCUGGAUUCAGAUGGACACAACUUUGGAGAUAAGGAAUACAGUGCACCUUCACCACCUGAACGUGACAUGGCUGGUAUAGACCAGCAAGCACUUUCGCAGGUAUUGUUGGGAACAAUGUCAGACAAAAGGCCACCAAUCAGAUUACAUCGCCCCCACACACAGCUUAAGGAGGUUCAAGGCCAGUCUACUAUGUAUUCUUCAGCACAGCAGCAAGUGCCACAGCCAUUGGGUCCUGUUGGUCCAGUUGCCAGUAACCGAGGCAUUUCCGCAAGUCAUCCUUACUCAGCUCACCCGGAGGGCAGGCGUCCUGUAUUCCACUCCAUGCCUGCUGCUACUUCACAAGCAGAUCAUAGCAGGCGUGUAGACAUGGCAACAAGCCCUCUUAAAGGUCCCCAUGAAACACUUUCCAGUAUUGGAGACUACCCCAAAGGUUCAUCUGGCAUGUUGUCAGCAGCAGUCACUGAGAAGGAAUCUGUACAGUCUGGCAGCAGGUAUGCAAGUAAAGCAUACAUAGUUCGACAGACUCCAUAUUAUAAUACGAGCACACAGACUGACGUUCAGUCAUACGCUGUAAAGAUUGCAGAUCCAAAUGCCAGACAGUGUAAUGUGGAGAUUCAAGUUGGUGAAUAUGGUUGUCAGACCUCUCCCCGGAAGGAGUUUGAAGAAAAAUCUAUCCAAGCCCGGAUGUCACGAGAGUUUCAGCCCACAGAUUUGGAUUCUAGUCAAGAAAGACAUGCGGAGGAAAGCCAUAAAAAAGGUUACUUUCGUUUUCAGUUCGAAGGCAUUCAAAGCAUCAAGGACAAGUAUGCCACAGAUGAAGACAGUGCACAUGUCCCGGAGUUGCCUGUUUUUUCGCAUUUCAACAAAGGGUCUGAUGACCAAGCUUCUAUUAUGAGAAAGUUGUCAGAAGAGUUCUAUGGUAACAAGCUUGGCCUGGCAUCAGACAAACGCCAUUCCUCUGCUUCAUCCCAAGAACACUCACCAAAAUUCAUGGACUCCUUUCAUAGUGGCACCAUGAGUCAAGCAGAAUCAUACACCAGUGUUGUUAUUCAUCCAUCUGAAAGUUCUGCUCCAUUUGGGCGGGAUGACUUUGGUUCACAGCUCAGUAUCACAGACUCAAAGCAAGAUUUAUCUUCUUUAGCUUCUAGUUCUAAGAGCAGUUUGCGAGACUUAGCACCACGAGGGCGGGGAAGCUUUGAUUCUUUUGUCUUCUCACAUACACUCAUGUCGCAACCACUGCAAGAGUCAAAAAAGUAUGGUUCUCUGUCGUCAUUUCAUCACCAACGUGAGACCAGUGCACCCUCGCUGGGUCACUUUCCAGCACACUCUCAGGAAUCCGUUCACUGCAUGCAAAGUUCUGUUUCCACCGAUUCAAAAUUGCGACAAAGUGACUUUCACAGAAGUAGCUCCAGUUCAAUAUCAGAGUCUUCCAGUCAGUCUCAUCCUAAAAGCCCUUUGUAUACACAGGUAUCUGGCAACACACACUAUGGUAGUGGCCAUAGAGAAUUUGGGCAGGUACCAGAACUGCAUACUAAGACAAGUGUUCAUCAUCCUACACUUGACUCCUUGGACUCUGUAUUCACAGAUGAAAAUGUGCCUGAAAGAAGGGAGGGAGUUUCAUCUUCCAAAAGUGAAACAACAGAUCUGCUAAACAGAAGGAUCUCCAUGAAAAAGGCCUUUGGAAUAUUUGAUGAUGCAGAAAGAGUGUUAUCCACAGGUCAAAAGGAAAAUGUGAUAAAAGGUAGAAAUCCUCCAGUAGAAGGAAGUCAUGUGCAAAAGUUGCGCUCUUCUAUUAGUUCAGAUACAAAGCUUCUGGGACAGAUUAGAGAAGUGAAUGAAAAUGAUGCUUUGUCUGUGAAUGAUGGUUCAGAUUCCAGACAACGGCAGGAUAGCUGGCGAGAUGAACUUGAAAGGAGAACAGGUUACAUGAAACGAACAUUCCCAGAACAAGUGCAUGAUAGGAAUGAUAGAAUGCACCAGGGUUCUACCCGCCGACAGAGAGUCUUUGAUGCAAGUAUUGACUCUGGUGUGGGGUCAGAGAUUUCAUCCAGGGCAGAUUACUGCAUUACCUCUUCCAUUUCAGCUGAUGCCAGAGACCUCAAGAAACAGCAGGACCCUCUAGGGAACUUUGUUUACAUGGCAAGCAAGUCACCUGACUCUUCGCAUGAAUCUGCUUCCCAUUCUUCUGAAUCUGUGUCUGACUUGAUUUCUAAAACAAAUGAAAAUCUAGCCAAGAGGGCUGACAGCUUUCGUCGGUCAAGCACUUCAUCCUCACGAAACUCAGUUUCAGAUUACACGGAUGUGAGCCGACAGGAACGUUCUCGGAAAGAAACUGAAUGGAGUCGCUUGCGAAGUUCAGGAUCAUUUCUGUAUGGUUCAGAUACCACUGAGCGACCCUCAAAUCGUAGUUCCACGAGUUCAGAGAAUGCCUAUGAGGAUAUCAGUGUGUUUUCAACACCUACACCACAUGGAUCUUUGCUGGAAAUCACCAAAGAACUGGAAGCUAAUACAAGAGGUGACAAGCUGUCAGCAAAAGCCGAUGAGAACAUUGGUGGGAAGCAGACAGCUCAGUUGUUAGAGGACUGGGGUGUACCCACAUUACCCAAUAUAUUUCUCCCAGUUGAUCAUAAGAGAUAA
Messenger RNA from Pomacea canaliculata, 5055 nucleotides. RefSeq lists its product as uncharacterized. The transcript has 7 exons. The record is from RefSeq and is a predicted model, not a curated record. Gene Ontology annotation, molecular function: protein binding. Bases 808 to 5055 code for a protein of 1415 amino acids. NCBI's taxonomy places the organism in Eukaryota, Metazoa, Mollusca, Gastropoda, Architaenioglossa, Ampullariidae.